This is a messenger RNA of Salvia splendens (bonfire salvia), 738 nucleotides long. Its product is annotated as obtusifoliol 14-alpha demethylase. Gene Ontology annotation, molecular function: monooxygenase activity; iron ion binding; oxidoreductase activity, acting on paired donors, with incorporation or reduction of molecular oxygen. The coding region runs from base 1 to 738 and encodes 245 amino acids. The record is from RefSeq and is a predicted model, not a curated record. The transcript has a single exon. NCBI's taxonomy places the organism in Eukaryota, Viridiplantae, Streptophyta, Magnoliopsida, Lamiales, Lamiaceae.
AUGGAAUUCUCAAGCUUUACUUUCUUCUUCAUGAGCUCUCUAGUUUCUUUUCACUUCAUAGAUUCCAAGUAUAAAAACGAUCGGCCGACGACAGAAGCAGAGGUCACCGGACUCCUCAUCGCCGCUCUCUUUGCCGGCCAGCACACGAGCUCCAUCACCUCCACCUGGUCCGGAGCUCACCUCCUCACUAGCGGGAAGCACAUGUCAGCUGCGGUGGAGGAGCAGAUGAGGCUGAUGGAGAAGCACGGAGACAAGGUCGACUACGAUGUGUUGUCGGAGAUGGAGGUUCUCUACAGGUGCAUCAAGGAAGCCCUGAGGCUCCCUCCACCAUUGAUCAUGCUUCUGAGAAGCUCACACGCUGAUUUCAGUGUGAAGAGCAAGGAAGGAGUGGAGUACGAUAUCCCCAAGGGGCAUAUCGUGGCUACAUCGCCUGCCUUUGCGAAUCGACUCCCGCACAUUUACAAGGAUCCCGACACUUAUGACCCCGACAGGUUUGGUACGGGGAGAGAGGAGGACAAGGCGGCGGGAGCUUUCUCAUACGUAUCCUUCGGUGGUGGGAGGCACGGUUGUCUGGGGGAGCCGUUCGCGUAUAUCAAAGCCAUCUGGAGCCACUUGCUCAGGAACUUCGAGAUGGAACUUGUCUCUCCCUUCCCGGAGAUUGAUUGGAAUGCCAUGGUUGUUGGUGUCAAAGGGAAAGUCAUGGUGCGCUACAAACGCAAACGCCUUCCCAUCAACUGA